This is a messenger RNA of Nerophis ophidion (straightnose pipefish), 1353 nucleotides long. Its product is annotated as coxsackievirus and adenovirus receptor homolog. Lineage: Eukaryota; Metazoa; Chordata; Actinopteri; Syngnathiformes; Syngnathidae. Gene Ontology annotation, molecular function: cell adhesion molecule binding. The coding region runs from base 4 to 1143 and encodes 379 amino acids. Gene Ontology annotation, biological process: homotypic cell-cell adhesion. The transcript has a single exon. The record is from RefSeq and is a predicted model, not a curated record. Gene Ontology annotation, cellular component: bicellular tight junction; basolateral plasma membrane; intercalated disc.
GUAAUGGAGAAGCUGAGCACACCUGUGUGUGCCGUGGAAGGAGAGCCUGUGGGGAGUAAUGACGUGACGCUCAAAUGCAAAUCGUCACGAGGCACUCCUCCACUGACGUACAGCUGGACAAAGACGAGUGGAAACCAGAAGAUGCCUCCUAAAGGCUUUGAAGACACCACAGGAGAGAACUUGUUUGUAAAAAGGAUCUCAGAGGAUAACUGUGGAAGAUAUCGCUGUACGGUGAAAAGUCUGCUUGAUACCAAACACUGUGAGAUCCAACUUAAGUGCCCAUCAUUGAACAAGAGCGAUGCAACCAAUUACAGUGAGAUCCAAACAGUAAUGGAGGAGCUGAGCACACCUGUGUGUGCCGUGGAAGGAGAGCCUGUGGGGAAUAAUGACGUGACGCUCAAAUGCAAAUCGUCACAAGGCACUCCUCCACUGACGUACAGCUGGACAAAGACGAGUGGAAACCAGAAGAUGCCUCCUAAAGGCUUUGAAGACACCACAGGAGAGAACUUGUUUGUAAAAAGGAUCUCAGAGGAUAACUGUGGAAGAUAUCGCUGUACGGUGAAAAGUCUGCUUGAUACCAAACAUUGUGAGAUCCAACUUAAGUGCCCAUCAUUGAACAAGAGCGAUGCAACCAAUUACAGUGAGAUCCAAACAGUAAUGGAGGAGCUGAGCACACCGGUGUGUGCCGUGGAAGAAAAGCCUGUGGGGAAUAAUGACGUGACGCUCAAAUGCAAAUCGUCACGAGGCACUCCUCCACUGACGUACAGCUGGACAAAGACGAGUGGAAACCAGAAGAUGCCUCCUAACGCCAUUGAAGACACCACAGGAGAGAACUUGUUUGUAAAAAGGAUCUCAGAGGACAACUGUGGAAGAUAUCGCUGUACGGUGGAAAGUCUGCUUGAUACCAAACACUGUGAGAUCCAACUUAAGUGUCCAUUAUCGAACAAGAGCGAUGCAACCAAUUACAGUGAGAUCCUACUAACUUGUCCAGAGUCACCGGCAAUAACAAGCAAUGGAAAUAAAGUGAUUACAGCAGUGGCUGUGACUGUCGUGCUUUUGCUGGCCAUUGUCUUCGUUCUCAGUUUUUGGUCCUUGAGGAAAAAACGUGGAGAGCUAGUGAUCAAUGAAACAGUGACCGAAUAGUUUUCCAAUGAGAAAACCUUCCGACAAGGCGAAGAACAAGCAUUUUUCUUAAGUUUUUGUUCCCACAGGUACAUUCGUUUUAUGAUGAGGCAGACGCUCUUGGAGGAUGACACCCUGUGGCAAAACCAUCCAUUUUCUAUAACAUUUGUCAUGCAACAUAAUUUGAGGUUAUGUACCCAUGAAGCACACUAGUCCUAGCUGUCCUUUUAA